Messenger RNA from Pyricularia oryzae 70-15, 3049 nucleotides. Its product is annotated as cell division protease ftsH. Lineage: Eukaryota; Fungi; Ascomycota; Sordariomycetes; Magnaporthales; Pyriculariaceae. The coding region runs from base 441 to 2687 and encodes 748 amino acids. The transcript is spliced from 3 exons. Gene Ontology annotation, molecular function: ATP-dependent peptidase activity; ATP hydrolysis activity; metalloendopeptidase activity. The record is from RefSeq and is a predicted model, not a curated record. Gene Ontology annotation, biological process: mitochondrion organization; protein quality control for misfolded or incompletely synthesized proteins. Gene Ontology annotation, cellular component: mitochondrial inner membrane.
CACCAAUUCCGACCGUCGACGACACUCCCUCAACGGACGGCGCGAAACAACAACGACGUGCAAGGGGAGGGAAGCGACGACGGACGAGCAACACCGGCAAGGCGUCCUACUAAAACUCCAGCUGGACAGGUUGAUUUCUGGAUUACUGCCGACUCUUCGGUUUCGAGAGUACGCAAAAGGUUCUAGACUUGCUUUUUGGUUUACUUCGUACCUCGGCGGACAGUAAAAUUGUACUGGUUCACUGCCAAAUUCGCCACGAUCUACCUGCCUGGGUUCAUCCUGUCAUUCUUUACCACUAUCUUUUCUUUUUCUUCUUUUUUCUUGUUCUUCUUCACAUUCUACUUCAGUUCCGUACCACCAUACUCUUGUACUGUAUUACCGUCGUCCUUUGUGCAUUAGAGUAUCAGGUCAGCCUAUCUCAGCGAGGUGGUUGAGUCGCCAUGGCUCCCCACGCGUCGGCCCUGCCAAACAUGGCAGCGGCCGCAUCCAUCGCCGGUAGUUUAGCCACCAGACGAGCAAUCUUCCUCCCUAACAGUGCCUCCCGAAUCAUCCGAAGCACGGCAUCAGAAAGCUUAAUAGCAAACUCGAUAAUACGAACCUACUCGGCACUGCAAAGUCCAAGCCGGCUCUUUCGCAAUGCUCCGCUUGGCGCGUCCACAGGCCGUCACAUCCAGGCCGCCUCCGGGUCAAAUCUACAGUUCCCGCACCAGAGGCUAUUCAUGAGCGGCAUUUCUAGGACUCUGCUUGCGCAAAGGGAAGAAACGGCGAACCGAAAUCCCUCCAGCGCAUCGGCUCAAAAUGCCUUCUAUCAGACGCUGCUCAAAGCAAACAUGCCUGCCAUUAUCGUGGAGCGCCACCAAUCCGGUCACUUUGCGAGCAACGAUGCCACGCGCGAGGUAUACAACCGCGCCCGUGCCAUGCUUGAAGGAAGCCAAGGGGCCUCAAACUCGGUGGCCGCCAAUGGCGAGUUUGUCGAGGACACAAGCAGGCUCAGAGCGGUCGGGCAAGCGGUAGCCGCAAGAUCCAUGGGAGGCAACAUUUCGUCCGCAAGAGAGACUGCGAAUGGGCCAAUUCGAGUCGUAGUCGACGAAUCGCGGGGGUCGCAGAUCUUCCGUUGGGUCAAAUUUGUGGCCUACUUCGCGUUCGUUGCCUACGUUUCCAUGGUUGUUUUGGGCAUCGUCUUCGACAUGUUUACGUCAGUAAACAAGAAGAUGUCGACGCAGAAGCACAUGGAGGUGAAGGCAGACAAGCAAAAGACACGAUUCAAGGAUGUCCACGGCUGCGAAGAGGCCAAGGAGGAACUCCAGGAUCUCGUCGAGUUCCUGAAGAACCCGGAUAAAUUCUCAUCCCUGGGUGGCAAACUCCCCAAAGGUGUGCUACUCGUCGGCCCUCCUGGAACUGGUAAAACGUUGCUGGCCAGGGCUGUCGCAGGCGAGGCUGGUGUACCGUUCUUCUACAUGUCCGGCAGCGAGUUCGAGGAGGUCUUCGUCGGUGUUGGUGCCCGCAGAGUGCGCGACCUCUUCACCGCUGCCAAGACUGCGUCUCCAGCCAUUGUGUUCAUCGACGAGCUUGAUGCCAUUGGUGGAAAGCGUAACGCAAAGGAUCCCAGCUACGCCAAGCAGACCCUGAACCAGCUUCUGACGGAGCUUGACGGCUUUGAGCAGGACAGUGGUGUUAUUGUCAUCGCCGCCACCAACUUCCCCCGUUCUUUGGACAAGGCUCUCACGCGUCCUGGUCGCUUCGAUCGUCACGUGCAGGUUGACCUACCCGACAUCAGAGGUCGAAUCGCAAUCCUCAAACAUCACGCCACCAAGAUCAAGGCUGACGACAACAUCGAUUACGAGGCUAUCGCUAGGAGCACUCCUGGCUUGUCUGGCGCGGAGCUUGAGAGCAUUGUCAAUCAGGCAGCCAUCCACGCCAGCAAGACCCGGAAAACUAUAGUCUCGACCAAGGAUUUUGACUGGGCCAAGGACAAGGUCAUCAUGGGCGCCGAGAGAAGGAGCAUGGUCAUCAGUCCGAAAGAGAAGGAAAUGACUGCCUACCACGAGGCGGGCCAUGCCCUCAUCACUCUUUAUACGCAAGACUCACCCAACAAGCUGUACAAAGUGACGAUUCUCCCCCGUGGCCCUUCUCUGGGCCAUACUGCUUACCUCCCGGAGAUGGACAAGUACUCUUACACUGUCAAAGAUUACAAGGCUCAGAUUGAUAGUCUCCUUGGCGGCAAGAUUGCUGAGCAACUGGCUUUUGGUGAUGACAUGGUCACCAGCGGUGUCUCCAACGAUCUCGAACGCGCCACGGACCUUGCAUACAGGAUGGUGUCCCGCUGGGGCAUGUCAGAGAGGCUGGGGCCGAUGGAGUACGGGCGCACGUUUGAGAACCUCAGCAGCUCGACCAAGGCAGUUAUAGAGGCAGAGGUAAAGACGAUACUGGAGGUUGCGCAGGAACGCGGCGCUAAGCUGCUGAAGGACAAGCGUGUUGAGCUUGACAGGCUUGCCAAAGCGCUUGUUCAGUACGAGACAUUGGAUGUCGAAGAGGUUAAGAAGGUGAUUCGUGGCGAGGACUUGGAAGGCCGCACCAAGGUGCCGGAGAACAGCAUCCUGGUAGUCCCAAAACCGGACUCUGACAAGCCAUUCUCGGGCGGAUCGGGGCCGCCAGCACCUCUGCCACCGGUCCCGGCGCCGGUUUAGCUAAUUAGCGAAUUUCUCGAUUUUAUUUGGGUGAACAUCACAAGUUUCUGGCGUUAUAUCUGAUCAGGGCACAGGCAACACUUGUCCAUCACUUUCCCCUCUCCGCUUCUUAAUCGAAACCCAACUAUAGCCUGUAGUAUCGUAUCAUCAGGGCAGAACUAGAAUUAGGUCAUAGGCGCGAUUGUCUAAGCACAUAAAAUGCACACAAUCAAGGGAUAAGUGCUGUACGAGAAGCUAUCCACUGUAUGUUCUAGCGAAAUCGUUUAUCAAGCUGAGACUGUCUCUGCAAGAUCUUUCUUCUGGCCCUUUUGGCUUGGUCUCAUAGUUCCAAAUUCGACUUGAACUGUGCAGUUGACCAUGAG